AUGCAGAGACCAAGCAGAAACUGGACGAGAUUCGUCACGAACGCGACGACCCCUCCUUCUAAGAAACAACUCGUUCAGCUUGAAAGGUGGACACAGGAAAUUCAACGGCGUCAGGCAGAACAAGAAACGUUAAAUCGGUUGGUACAGCAACUGGCCAAACACAUUAAAGGCUCGGCAGUGCAAACCAACACACAAGCCAACUUGUCGGGGUCCAGCGAGUCGCAAGACUCGAUAGAUGCUGCACAUCCACGCAGCGAUCGCCGCAACUCGCAGCUGUCGAAUGAGCAAUCCGAAAUAUCGCCGAGUGACGUCCCGCUCACGGUCGAUGCAGCUGACGAAGAGACGAAGGGCGGCGAUGCUGCGCAAGAGCGACCUCCGUUGUUCACCAUUUUUGAAGCACGCAGCUCGACGGCAGACUCCAGCCGCAGUGAAAGCAAACCCGCCACUCUGUCCAAACCGCAAGUUUUUCGUACGCAAGGUGUGAGCAAAUCGUAA
Messenger RNA from Phytophthora infestans T30-4, 495 nucleotides. RefSeq lists its product as uncharacterized. Bases 1 to 495 code for a protein of 164 amino acids. The record is from RefSeq and is a predicted model, not a curated record. The transcript is spliced from 3 exons. NCBI's taxonomy places the organism in Eukaryota, Oomycota, Peronosporomycetes, Peronosporales, Peronosporaceae.